UAAAAAAUUCUUCUUUCUAGAAAACGUUCGGCGCAGUCAAAUCGCCGCAAAUUAAGUUUACUUUCCUCUUCCUUCAUCAUCUUCGUUGUAAUCGUCUCUGCAAAUAAUUAAUUUACAGUAUUGGAAUAGGGCCGCCAUUGUUAUGGCUGCAGCAGGAAUGGAGGAUUGGAGUUUGCAGGCAAUAGUCAGAGGGCCAAGUGGCGAUCUAUCGAAGAUGUCUGAGAAUCAGAAAGUGCCCUUUUCAGACGACGUCGUAUCGGACUCAAUCCACUGUCGUCACGGAUUUGAUGGAGAAUUUCUGCUCAGUUUUCCCGACGAGUUGCAAGAUUUUUACAAGCCGUUUUAUCCGGCAGCUUCCGCGGAUUCUCUUCCGGCGGAAGCCGCCGGUGAGUUUCAGCAACAGAACGUCGGCCACGACGGGAAAUCCGAUCGGUCAUCAGAGACUGCUGCUGCUGCUGCUGCUGCUUGUGUGCCAAAAUACAAGAGAAGGAAGAAUCAGCAUAAAAGGGAAGUGAUUCACGUGUCGGCUGAGGGAUUAGCUUCAGACAUGUGGGCUUGGCGUAAGUAUGGCCAGAAACCCAUCAAGGGCUCUCCUUACCCAAGGAGCUAUUAUCGUUGCAGCAGCUCCAAAGGUUGUUUGGCAAGAAAGCAAGUGGAGCAAAGCUGUACGGAUCCAGGAAUGUACGUGAUCACAUACACAGCAGAGCACAGCCACAGUCAGCCCACCAGGAGGAAUUCCUUGGCAGGAACUGUCAGGCAGAAAUUCCCAUCUUCAAAACCCAAACAAGAAAUAACAAUUAAGCAAUCUCCAUCCUCCCCUAAACCUCCUUCAGUCAACGACGAGACCACUAAAUUCGAUCAGGAAGACAACCUGCGUGGAUCAGAUGAUCUAACCUACUAUGACAAUCACGAUUUCACCAUCCCUGGUUUUGUACUGAAUGAAGAUUUCUUCUCGGGCCUGGAAGAAUUCGAUGAUUUCGUGUUCGGGCUGCAGUCACAGCAACUUCCCUUAAGAUCUUACAGCUGACAGACAAGUUUAGGACAUAUAUAAUAAUACAGCCUUUGUUAUUACAUAUAGAUCAUAUCUGGUAAUUAAUCAAUCCCAUUACAUAUAUGUGUGUGUGUGUAUAGAUUGUUUUCUUGUUCUAAGUUAAAACCACACGAUGUAACAAUACUCCGGCCUUAUUUACCACGUACAAACUAGCUAUGGAAUAUUCCGGCGAGAUCAGUAGUCGAUCAUGUCGGACCGGUCAUAAUCAGCACCACCAAACGGUCCCAUGUGUAAACCCGCAGGUUUACUUUGUCCGAGCAGCGCCGCGACGGAGCCGACAAAAGCUGCGUUUAUAUAAGUCGUGGGUUCCGCGUGCGCGUAAUCGGAUCUCGAAUCUGGGUAACGGUCGUUGGAAUCGGGCCCUCCGACAAUGGCGCCGACGUGAAUGUUCGGAUUCGGCUUUUGGGAAGAAAACCAGGAUU
Andrographis paniculata is the source of this 1473-nucleotide messenger RNA. RefSeq names its product WRKY transcription factor 22-like. The transcript is spliced from 3 exons. The record is from RefSeq and is a predicted model, not a curated record. Bases 143 to 1027 code for a protein of 294 amino acids. Gene Ontology annotation, biological process: regulation of DNA-templated transcription. Gene Ontology annotation, cellular component: nucleus. Gene Ontology annotation, molecular function: DNA-binding transcription factor activity; transcription cis-regulatory region binding. Lineage: Eukaryota; Viridiplantae; Streptophyta; Magnoliopsida; Lamiales; Acanthaceae.